This is a messenger RNA of Anthostomella pinea, 396 nucleotides long. NCBI's taxonomy places the organism in Eukaryota, Fungi, Ascomycota, Sordariomycetes, Xylariales, Xylariaceae. The record is from the annotation of a GenBank genome assembly.
AUGCUGUCGCAACACAUCAAAGCCGAGUCCCGUCGCUGGGCCGCUGAACAGCAACAACACCACCCCGCCCCCUCCUCAGUCUCCUCAAGCGCUUCCUCUGUCUUCUCAGCCCUCGCCGACAACAGCACCAGAUCGCGGCGCUCCUCCAUCUCCAGCAUCGCGUCUGAGGACGCCGCCGCCGCCGCCGCCCAGCAGCAAGCAGCGGCACAGUUCCAGCAGCCGCUCGACCACAACGGCGCGCCCAUCACCGUCUACUCGUCUCUGGAAGAGGCUGUGGCGCAGAGCUCGGCGCGCUACGAGGCCGAUGCGCCGCGCCGACUCGUCACACCUGGGAAGCUGUAUGAGAAUGAGGAGGACGAUGAUGAGAUCAUCGAGGGGGAUGGGUCGAACUCUUGA